UCUCGACGUUCUGCGCGGCACAAAGGAGCUGGGCGGAAACAGCAGAGAAGCGGUGCGGAGGGAACUCAUGGAGUUGAAACGCGAAUCCUGGGCGGAGGGAUACGUUUCCAUGGCAACGCGGCGACCCAAUGCUCUAGACAGGCUUCAUGAAAGGCUGUAAGGUUUAACCACCGAUGUUGCUGCCGUCGCCGCCUUUCUGCUGGGGGACCUGACCUCGACUGCUACUCAUUGAUCUUUGGGGCUCGUCAGAGGUAAUCGGGAGCUUGGGCCAGGAUGAGAAUAUCUUGAUACUGAACCUCACAGCUCUAAGUCUGCCUCCAUUAUAACAGCAAGAUUUCAGGCCGUGGAAGAAGUGACCCCAGUUAGGAGAUCAGGAGCUACCCUCACUAAGGCCACAUCUCUCUACUUCAGAUACUUCACAUCUCUAAAGUAGGGAAACGAAUAUGUCGCUUACUCUGAAUAAAAGAGACGACAUGGAGCAUGAGUUUACAUCAUUUAGUAAGGGAGAAGAUAAGGAGGACAAGUUUGAAGAUGCCUAUGAAAUUAUCCCUGCAGCAGCAACAAUGGAUCUAGUAUCUUCCUUGGAAGAAUGCACAACGGGAUUGUAUUUAUUUCUAAACAACAGAUUCUCUGAUGCCAUACAUCUCCUUUAUCCAUGGUCAAAAAACAGCAUAUACCAUGCUCUAAUCUAUAGCAUCCUUAUGGUUGUCAAGGCCUUCUUAACUUUUGAUCCACAGGAUAUAGAGAUUGGGAUGACUGCCACAAAGGAUGCUUUGAGAGUCUGUAACAAUUUCCGAAGAAAAUCUAGGGUGUUAAGUUUUUCUCGUCUAGUUAGCAAGCAGGGAAUAAAGGCUAUUAAAGAAGAGGAAUUGCAUGCAGAAGUCUGCUAUGCUGAGUGUUUGAUGUUGAAAUCCACUGUAACAUUUAUACAGGAUGACAGUAUGUUUAGUUUUCUUAAAAGUGGGAUCAACAUUGGGUUAAGUUACCAAAUAUACAAAGACUGUCAACAAGUAUUAACACAGAUACCUGAUUACCAAAGCAAGACCUACAGACACCUGGUUGGAGGCAUAAAAUUUGGACUUGGAGUACUCAACUUGUUAUUAUCACUUGUGCCACCAAGGACACUUAAAAUACUCAAUGUUGUUGGAUAUUCUGGCGAUAGAGAGGUAGGCUUGACUUUGCUUCAUGAGAGUGCAUCUGAAUCCCAUAUAAAUAAUAUCUUUAGUGUUUUGGUUCUACUGUUUAAUUACAAUUAUCUCUCCAUAGCUUUUGGUGUUGAAAAGAACCAUAGUUCUGCUGUGGAGAAUCUCUUCCUAAUCUACCUUCAGAAAUUUCCAAACUGUGUCAUACUUAAAUUUUUCCAUGCACGUUUUAGUAUGCUGAAAGGAUAUUUUAAACAUGCCCAGUUAACAUUAGAGGAGUGCAUUUUUAUUCAGAACGAAUGGAAGCAGGUUCAACACCUCUGUUACUGGGAACUCAUGUGGUGCCACAUUUUUCUGCUGGAAUGGAAGCAGGCUUACCACUAUGCCCAUGUGCUGUUUCAAAACAGCAGGUGGUCCAAAUCAAUAUAUUCUUUUGCUAAAGCUUCCCUACUGGCUGUGCUUCCUCCUGAUUUUGCGAAAUCAGUAAGUGAGGACAUGAGCUCCCUCUUCCUAAGCGUGGAUAGCCUGAGAAUCAGAAUUUUGGGAACUUCUGUGCCGAUAGAAAAAUUUGUUGCUGAGAAGGGUCAGCGCUAUGCGACAACUGCAGGCUGGUUUACAGCACAACCCAUUCUGGAAUUCAUGUAUGCCUGGAGUGGCUUCCGAGUCAUAAGCAAAAAACUAGAGCUUAUUUCAACCUGGCUAUCAAUCAUUGACAAAGGGGAAGAACUUUUACAAGAAGCUCCAAACAAAGAGUAUGUCAUAGAUGACAUAAGUUUAUUAAAUUUACUGAAAGGUCUGUGUCUGAAAUACUUAGGAAAAUAUUCAAUGGCUGAGUACUACUUUAGUCAUGUCAUUCAAAUGGAGAAAUUGUUAAAAUAUGACCACUAUUUGGUGCCAUAUUCUUACUAUGAACUGGGAAUUCUAUACUAUCUAAAAGGAGAUUAUGCCAGUGCAACAAAAACCCUAGAAAACAUAAAAAAUUACAAAGACUAUUCCAUGGAAGCCAGAUUACAGUUUAGGGCUCACGUAGCCCUUGAACAAAUAGCUAAAGAAAAAGUGAUUUAAACACAAGUGUGGUUUUGUUAUUUUUAUGAGUGAAGUGUCUACUAUCAUCUUGAUAAUUAACAGGUAGAAAAAUAAUUUCUUUAUGGAAGAAAUCCAAGAAGAGGCAACUGCUAAGAGUCUGACUAGUAACAAGGAAGAAAGGAAUUGGCCAUUACUUUUUCCUCUUCCCUCCACCAUACCUAUAAAAUGGAAUGUUUUAGACUGGCAAAUGGAGUGAUGCAUAUUCUUGAAAAAGAGAAGGUCUCCGGACUCUCAGACUUCAAGGUGUGACAAAGCCACGGACUACAAAACAGAGAAUUCUGGGGGAAGGAAGUGACGACAUGGAGCAAAGCACGCUGGGCUCUGGCGGGUUCAGCUCUAGCAAUUCCUUCCUCUCAGCGUGGUUGCAGAGAAUCGAGCGCUGCUAGGAGUUU
This is a messenger RNA of Dama dama (fallow deer), 2620 nucleotides long. RefSeq names its product tetratricopeptide repeat protein 39B-like. Bases 444 to 2207 code for a protein of 587 amino acids. NCBI's taxonomy places the organism in Eukaryota, Metazoa, Chordata, Mammalia, Artiodactyla, Cervidae. The transcript is spliced from 4 exons. Gene Ontology annotation, molecular function: protein binding. The record is from RefSeq and is a predicted model, not a curated record. Gene Ontology annotation, biological process: regulation of cholesterol efflux; negative regulation of cholesterol storage; cholesterol homeostasis.